This is a messenger RNA of Rangifer tarandus platyrhynchus (Svalbard reindeer), 633 nucleotides long. The record is from the annotation of a GenBank genome assembly. NCBI's taxonomy places the organism in Eukaryota, Metazoa, Chordata, Mammalia, Artiodactyla, Cervidae.
AUGGUUCUAGCUGGGGCGGGGCCCUUUAUGACAUUACCAAGGGCCCAGCCCUGCCUGGUCCUCAUUCGCCAGGAACCAGGGCAGACCAGCACACCAGGAGUCAUUUCCUCUUGGCUCACCAUGUGGUCCCUCAAAUGGUUCCUGUGCUUAUCCACGGGUGUUACCUGUGUCUAUGCCUUAAUUUUUACUUCUCUGAGAGAGAAAACUGAAGAACUCCAGGGGAAGGUGUUCUGCAGAGGGCACUUUUUAAUUUGGCAGAAUCUAUCAGAACAUGCCCAAAACUGGCUUGAGAUCACUUUGCUCUGCCUUUCCUUUGUUGUGCUGAUAUACGUGACAGUGAAGUUGGCAGGAGAGAGUGGCGAGAGUAAUGUGCAGGCUCGUGCUGCUCAUCAGAGCUGUUCAUUUGGCUCUCCUGGAAGGAAAAAGGAAAAGGCUUUCCCUGAAGAAGACUAUAUGUUCCAUACCUUAACCCUGCUUGAGAUGGACCUUGUGAAAUUUAUGUCCAGGAUGCAGAAUCUGAAACCUGCUGUGGCAACCAGCAGAAACUUCAACCUUCCCAAUGUCCAGGUUCCUGCAGACACACAAAAUAACAUUACAGAUUAUGAGCUCUGGGGGGAUGAAGAAUCUGAUUGA